GUCCCGUGCCACCGUCGAGGGCCUUUCUCCUGUAAGCGUGUGUGUGGUCGAACCUUGACCUGUGGUAACCACAGCUGCAGCAAGGAAUGUCACCGUGUCACCGCGACAACCAACAAACUACAGGCGGGUCCAGAGUGUGUGGUGUGUGAGGAGGGGUGUGUUAACCCUCGCCCCCCCAGCUGUCCCCACACCUGCCUGUUGCCAUGCCACCCAGGGUCGUGCCCACCCUGCCAACAGAUGACCCGACAACGCUGUCACUGCAAGAUCUCCCUGCUCUACAUAGAGUGCCUGAAGUUCAGAAGUGCUGAAGAUGAGGCUAAAGCUGAUCUGGGUUCCUGUAAGAACCAAUGUCCUAAACAGUUGAGUUGUGGUCAUCAUUGUAAGGACCUGUGUCACCCAGGACGUUGUGAAGAGAAGUGUUCCCACAGGGUGAAACUGAAGUGCCCCUGCAAGAGGAUUAAAAAGGAGCUGCCGUGUUCUAAAGCCAUCGAGGAACAGACUCAAGUGGCGUGUGAUGAAGCAUGCAAAGCCCUGCGGAGAAAGGCCAACGAGGUGAAAGAAGCAGAAGAGAAUGCAGCCCUGGAGGAAGAGAAGAGGAAACAGCAGGCUGAGUUGGAAGCCUUUGAGAAGCGUCAGAAGGGCAGACGUAAGAAGCGAGGGAAGAGAGGAGGAGGGGAGGAAGAGGAGGAGGCAGAGGGUGGUUGGAGGAGGUAUAGAACGGUGGUCAUGCUGCCUCUGUGUGGAGUUCUGCUUGCUGCUGUCACUUUCUAUCUCAUACAGCUGGGUUAGAUACACACACCAUCACACACACACCAUCACAUAUACACCAUCACAUAUACACCAUCACACACACCAUCACACCAUC
Coregonus clupeaformis (lake whitefish) is the source of this 865-nucleotide messenger RNA. RefSeq names its product NF-X1-type zinc finger protein NFXL1. Bases 238 to 789 code for a protein of 183 amino acids. The record is from RefSeq and is a predicted model, not a curated record. Lineage: Eukaryota; Metazoa; Chordata; Actinopteri; Salmoniformes; Salmonidae. The transcript is spliced from 8 exons.